UAUUGUGAGUGUUAGGUGGUGUGGAUGGUCGUGUGGUGUGUGGUACUCCUUCCCUCUGCAGCACUUGGCGAGAUGACGACCAAGGAGACCAUACCGUCAGUGCAGGUGUUCGGCAGGAAGAAAACUGCCACAGCUGUUGCUCACUGCAAGCGUGGACAUGGGUUGAUCAAGGUUAAUGGCCGGCCACUGGAGCACAUUGAGCCCAGGACUCUGCAGUUCAAGCUGAUGGAGCCUGUCCUUCUCCUUGGCAAGGAUAGGUUCUCUAAUGUUACAAUCCGUGUUCGUGUAAAGGGCGGUGGCCACACCUCACAGGUUUAUGCCAUCCGUCAAGCUAUUUCAAAGUCUUUAGUGGCUUAUUAUCAGAAAUUUGUGGAUGAAGCUUCCAAGAAAGAGAUCAAAAACAUCUUGAUCAGCUACGACCGUUCCCUCUUGGUUGCCGAUCCUAGACGCUGUGAGCCAAAGAAGUUCGGAGGUCCAGGAGCCCGUGCGCGCUACCAGAAGUCCUACCGAUAAGCAUCACUUUUAUCUUCUGUCCAUUACAAUACACCUAAGGACAUGUU
Homarus americanus (American lobster) is the source of this 560-nucleotide messenger RNA. It is a transcript of the gene RpS16, whose product is annotated as 40S ribosomal protein S16-like. The transcript is spliced from 5 exons. The coding region runs from base 25 to 513 and encodes 162 amino acids. Lineage: Eukaryota; Metazoa; Arthropoda; Malacostraca; Decapoda; Nephropidae. Gene Ontology annotation, molecular function: RNA binding; structural constituent of ribosome. The record is from RefSeq and is a predicted model, not a curated record. Gene Ontology annotation, biological process: maturation of SSU-rRNA from tricistronic rRNA transcript (SSU-rRNA, 5.8S rRNA, LSU-rRNA); translation. Gene Ontology annotation, cellular component: ribosome; cytosolic small ribosomal subunit.